AUGUCUGAGGAAAAUCACACGUUAACAACUGACUUUAUCCUCACUGGAUUUACAAAUCACCCCGAGAUGAAGAUUAUCUUAUUUGUAGUAUUCCUUAUUAUCUUUUUGAUAACCAUUGUGGGGAAUCUUGGACUGGUGAUAUUGAUUUCAAUUGAACCUCGACUUCAUACACCUAUGUAUUUUUUUCUUGGUAAUUUGGCUUUUAUGGAUGCUUGCUGUGGCUGCACUGUAACUCCCAACAUGUUAGUGAACCUCUUUUCUAAGGACAGGAUGAUUUCUAUGUACAAAUGCAUGACACAAUUUUAUUUUCUUUGUGUGGUUGAAACUUCAGACUGCUUUCUCUUGGCAGCCAUGGCAUAUGACCGUUAUGUGGCAAUUUGUAACCCAUUGCAUUAUCCCAUCAUGAUGUCAAAGAAGCUCUGCUUUCAGAUGCUCCUAGUGUCAUAUAUAGGUGGCAAUCUGACUUCUGUAGUUCACGUAGGUUUUGUAUUCAGAUUAAUUUUCUGUAGGUCUCAUCGAAUAAAUCACUUUUUUUGUGAUGUAAUGCCAUUGUUCAGACUUUCCUGUGUUGACCCUUACCUUAAUGUACUGAUGAUGUUUAUCUUUUCAGGCUCAAUUCUAGUCUUCACCAUAGUCAUUAUCUUAGUCUCUUAUCUUUACAUUCUUUUCACUAUCUUCAAAAUGAAAUCCAAGGAGGGAAGAGGCAAAGCCUUUUCUACCUGCGCUUCCCAUUUUGUGUCUGUCUCAAUAUUCUAUGGUUCUCUCCUCUUCAUGUACAUUCGGCCAGGUUCUGUUGAUGAAGGGGAUAAGAACAUGCCAAUUGCUAUUUUUUAUACAAUAGUCAUUCCAUUUUUAAAUCCUUUCAUUUAUAGCCUGAGGAACAAGGAAGUAAUCAAUGUCCUGAAAAAGAAUCUGAAGAAAAAAGUAUCACAGGACAUUUGA
This is a messenger RNA of Gracilinanus agilis (Agile Gracile Mouse Opossum), 942 nucleotides long. RefSeq names its product olfactory receptor 5K1-like. Gene Ontology annotation, cellular component: membrane. Bases 1 to 942 code for a protein of 313 amino acids. Lineage: Eukaryota; Metazoa; Chordata; Mammalia; Didelphimorphia; Didelphidae. The record is from RefSeq and is a predicted model, not a curated record. Gene Ontology annotation, biological process: sensory perception of smell; G protein-coupled receptor signaling pathway. The transcript has a single exon. Gene Ontology annotation, molecular function: olfactory receptor activity; G protein-coupled receptor activity; odorant binding.